GAAGAUUCUGCUGGGGAAGUGACAUUGGGUCACCGUUGAUGGAUUUCCUCGCACUCUUCGCUGGUUUGUCGGCGUUUACAGCCGCAGUGCUUGAAACUGACCGCGACUUGGAAGGAAGGUUCGAAGGCCAGUUAUCAUUGUUUGGCGUAUGCUUGCCAAACCUCAGGAAGGAGAUGAUGCUCUCCAAAAGGUCAAACGUCAAUGCAUCGGUGAUGGGUGAGUCGAGAAAUGAGAGCUCGUGUGAUCUCAACUCGAUGAUAUCCGAUGAUCACGGAGAUCGUGUAACAACACGCCGUCUCGCAUCGCUCACCACCGACCUCGAUCGAUCCCGAGUCUCUCUUCUCCUUGAUCGCUCCAGUAAUCCCCACCCCCCGACUCCAGCGAGAUCUUCGCCGCGUCUCGAUACUCCGGCCUUGAUUAUGGAUGCAGCAGGGCCGUCGUCGAAGAGGGUGAUUAUGUGUCGGGCGUGGGAAAGAAGGCUGGAAGAUGUCAGGAUUAGGGACGCGGACGUGAACAAGCUCGUGAUGAACUAUCUCGUCACCGAAGGCUACGCUGAGGCCGCGGAGAAGUUCCAGAUUGAGUCCGGCACCGAACCCGAUAUUGAUCUUGCUACUGUAUUUGAACGCCGGGCGGUGCUAAGGGCUGUGGAGUCUUGCUAUCUGAAGGAGACGAUUGAGAAACUCAAUAGGUUGGACCCUAUGAUACUUGUCAUGAACCGCCAAAUUGACUUCCGUCUUCAACAUCAGAGGAUGAUUGAGAUGAUUCAUGCUGGAGAAAUGGAAAUGGCUCUGCUGCAUGCUAUAAAUGAGAUUUUACCAGGGAUCGAGAAUAAUAUAGAUUUUCUAAAGGAGUUCAUACGGACAACAACCCUUUUCCCGCUCCUAGGUCCGUCGCAACGUUUGAAACUUGUGAGCCAGGUUAAUGCUGCCAUACUAACAAGUCAAAAUCAUGAGAAAGAACCAAAGCUUCCUACCCUGCUGAAGAUGCUGAUAUGCAUUCAAAACGAACUGGAUGAGAAUGCUGCUUUUCCACUAGUCUGCGACUUGAUGACGACUGAACUUCCAGAUACUGCUUGUCCAUAUCAUCUGUCGUUUUAACCUGGCUUCUUUCUCUGGUGCUCCUGUAUCAAUAUAACAAAGUCAUAGAAAACAGCUUCAUCAGAUGCUGGAAUCUGGACGCUACAUGCACUUGGUGAAUUUGAUUUUGCGCAUCGAGAUUUACAUGUAGGGAUGUAAUGUUGAAACCACAUUUUUCACUGUUGUUCUGCCAGUUCGGCUAUGUGCCUGCUAGAGAUGGAAAUAUCAACAAGUUUCUGAUGGAAAAUGUUUUUACA
Musa acuminata AAA Group (dessert banana) is the source of this 1333-nucleotide messenger RNA. RefSeq names its product protein GID8 homolog. Gene Ontology annotation, cellular component: cytoplasm; nucleus. The record is from RefSeq and is a predicted model, not a curated record. Gene Ontology annotation, biological process: proteasome-mediated ubiquitin-dependent protein catabolic process. Gene Ontology annotation, molecular function: protein binding. NCBI's taxonomy places the organism in Eukaryota, Viridiplantae, Streptophyta, Magnoliopsida, Zingiberales, Musaceae. Bases 39 to 1097 code for a protein of 352 amino acids. The transcript is spliced from 7 exons.